CCGUACGUGAACGCGUACCGUACUACCUUGCCGUAAGUUGUAUAGCGCCAUCUCGCGACAUUGGUAAAAUCCGCGAAGAUAUUUGGAAAUGACAGAAAUUUCAGAAUCAACUCUACCAAUCGUCUUUAACCAGCUUAAGGAUGUCUUGACUGCACAGAAGAAACUAAUGGACCGAAAUUAUUCAAAUGUGCCUUCAUCAAAGAGCUCUGGUAUUGAACAAUCAGAAGUUGACAGACUUCAACAAGAAUUGGAGGAUGAAAGGAGAGAGCAUAAAAAGACAAAAGCAUUGCUAGCAAGCCAGUCGGACAAACUUCAAUAUGCACUGGGUGAGAUUGAGAUCCUGACAGCUCAGCUUACCAGAGAAAAAAAGCUCUUUGAAUCAUCGUUUGGUAGGAUCAGUGAAAGGGUGAAGAAAGAAUCAUCAAAGAGUCAGCAGCUGGAAACAAAAUGCACAACUAUCAAGGCUGAGAAAGAGAAGCAAGAGGAGAUACUGGCCUUCAAGGACUCCAAGAUCUUGGAACUCAAGAAACGUCUUGCUAGUCAGAAAGAGAAUCAUCAACGCCACCUUGAGGAAGUCAAGAUUCAGAUGGAGCAGGAAGCUUACAUUAGUCGUAACCUAUCAACCAAACAAGAGAGAGAUCGAACUCUGAGGAACAGUUCUUUGAGAUGACACUGUAUGAUUCAUCAAUGCCACCUGGAGGAAGUCAAGACUCAGAUGGAGCAGGAAGCUUACAUCAGUUGUAACCUAUCAACCAAACAAGGGAGAGAUAGAACUCUGAGGAACAGUUCUUUGAGAUGACACUGUAUGAUUCAUCAACGCCACCUGGAGGAAGUCAAGAUAACAGAUGGAGCAGGAAGCUUACAUUAGUCGUAACCUAUCAACCAAACAAGGGAGAGAUUGAACUCUGAGGAACAGUUCUUUGAGAUGACACUGCAUCAUUCAUCAACGCCUCCUGGAGGAAGUCAAGAUUCAGAUGGAGCAGGAGGCUAUCAUUAGUCGUAACCUAUCAACUAAACAAGGGAGAGAUAGAACUAUGAGGAACAGUUCUCUGAGAUGACGAUGUAUCAUUCAUCAACGCCUCCUGGAGGAAGUCAAGAUACAGAUGGAGCAGGAGGCUUACAUUAGUCGUAAUCUAUCAACCAAAGAAGGGAGAGAUAGAACUCUGAGGAACAGUUCUUUGAGAUGACACUGUAUGAUUCAUCAACGCAACCUGCAGGAAGUCAAGAUACAGAUGGAGCAGGAAGCUUACAUUAGUCGUAACCUAUCAAGCAAACAAGGGAGAGAUAGAGCUCUGAGAAACAGUUCUUCAAGGUAACAUAGUGUGAAUCCUCAACAUAACCUGGAAGAAUUUGAGAUACAGAAGCAGCAGUAAAGGGAGUGAUUAUAACUUUCACCUAAGUUCAUAGGUCUUCCUCAGUUCAAGUUGGCUUCUCUGAUUUUGUCACAUUUAGAUCAACUUGCAGAUUUCUGCACUUACUGUACAGCUGCUCUCCUGAAGGAAUCCUGCCACAUUUAUCUUUUUUUGAUUACCAGUCCAUAUAUUUUAUCAUAGGCAAAUUGCAGGAUCCCUUCUAAAAAGAUGCAGCACAGACAUUGUCUACAGGUGCCUGCACAUUGAAUGCAUGUACGAUCCAGACGCCAGUCUGAUAUUAAGGUUCAUAAGAUAAAUGGAAAUUAAUUGUUUUUGUAUAUUCUUUUCAGAAGAUGAUGUUAAUGCCAAUGAUGCUAAAACAAGAAAAUUACCAGAAUACGAUAUCAAAGCGACGAGGUCAGUUGCCACGGUGUCAUGGCUGCCUGGUUCUUAACAAAUGAACCUGCCGCAUGAAAGCGUGUGUUUCUCUUAGGAGAAAAUGGCUGCUAUCAGAAUUUGAUUGCUUGCAACCUAUUUUUCAGACUAGCCAAAGUCAUGCAUAUGUGUACAGACGAUCGUCAGCUGUGACUCUGUUUAGAACCAGCCACACUUUGGUACAUGUACUCUAUCAUGCUCACUUGGUCUACAAGCAGUUGGUGUAUUUUCAAUCGAUGUAAUGGUUAUUUAAUCUACACUGCAAUUGAUCUAAUACCCACUUAGUCUAAUUCUCACAUUUUCUAAAGCCCAGUUAGUCUAAUUUCCACUUUGUCUUCUGUUAUUUUGUACUUUUUCAAAUGAAAAAUUUGCCUUGUAAACAGUUCAUCUUACCAUAGGCUAAUUGGGCAUUGCAACAAAUGUUAUAUAACAUGUACAUAUAUUACAUAUUUCACACGUCGAGCAAUAUAUAUUUCCUCGGGAAAAAUAUAACUCCACCCGGGAAAUGAAUUGCUGUAUUCAAAGUCGAACUCUACGAAGGCAAUAUCUGUAUGAUAGUCAAUUCCAAGUCAAGCAAGUCCUAAAUUCAAGCAUAUGUUAUAAGGUGUUGCAAGAAUGUUGAAAUGCGAUUGAGCACAUCAACUACAAAUGUGGAUUCACCUGGCUUGAUUUUGUGCACUUGAAUUGGAAUUGAACAUCAGUUUCUCACACCACUCAUAAGUUUUAUUAGACCAAGUGGAUUUUAGACGAAAUGUAUAUAUAGCGGAACUGAAAAUUAGACGGCACGGUAAAUGGGCAAAAUGGCAUUUAGACCAAAUUUUACAUUUAAGUACACAUCCUGGUUGUAGAGGAACCGUUAGACCACAUUGGAUGAGACGGGACAGAAAGAAGACUAAGGUUGUAGACCAAGACACAAUUCACCAAAUAGAUAAGGCAUUCAGGUCAGAAAGAGAUUUGAUAAGUUUUGGAGUAUGGUUACUCUAAGAUAAGCAACCCCCUAACCAACAAUAAGUCGCCAGGGAAGGUUCUUUAUAGUCAAAAUGGUGAUUUGGUCUUCAAAAAAUAACAAAAUAGUAAAUAAGUUUAUCUGAAAGAGUAGUUUUUUCUUGUUCAUACUGUCAAGACUUCAAGUUCUAAAGUUGACUAUAAAAACAGAUACAAGAGUUUCUUGGACACAAGUUUUUGUGGACUGCUUGGAAGUUUUACUGAGAUUGCAAAGUGUGCUCAUCUCAUGCUUGAGGGAACCCCAAACUUCAAAUCUCGUACUCUUUCAAACUGAAUGAAAUCCCAAAUUCAUUAUGGGUGACGUAUUGUUUUGGGGUGGCUGGUCAAAUAUUAAGUGUGUUCGUGCUUAUAUUCAUUGCCUUUCUGUUUUAAGCUUUAAAACAGCUAAAAUUACAAAAGCUCCUAUACUUUGGUAUAGACAAAGUACACAAAAAGCUGAAAAAAUAGCUGAGAGUUCAGCUAUAACUCUCACAUCUCUGCUUUUUGCACAUGUAUUCUGUAUCUGACUUUGACUGAAAUAUUCAUGAAUCACCACAAAGACUGUUGCAGAGUGUUGAUGGAUGGUUAUAGGGGAGGGGGAUGCCCCUAGCUCCCUUUCUGUACAGUGAGGAUUUAAAGUGGUUUCAUUUUCAUGUACAUGCAAUUAGGUUGAUAUACAUGUAUUCUUUUUACUUACACCAAUAUUGUCCAGACAAAAUUCGUCUUUUGAGAAGAUCAGAUAUGCUCAGUCUGGACAGAUUGACUUUGGGAAGGUCACACAUAUGUGUUUGAAUCAAAUUUUUUCUGAAUAUUUGUGUAUAAUUUGUAUAUAUUAUUAAAACAGUAUAACAAUUCUAUCAAUAAAAUGUGAUAAUGAAUAUAAUCUCUUGGUUUUCAUGAAAGGCCUCAUGAAUACAAUGUAUCUUCAACUUUUAAUAACAGCAAAGAUUCAAUUCACAUGUGGUUAUCAUGACACGGUCAACAAUGUAAACAAUCUCAAAUACAAACAGAGCAACUUUGGUGGGUUUAUUUUGUAUUUAAUACAUAUGAACAUCUACAAGAAUGCACAUUUUAAAUAAGCAAAUACAAAGAUAGUAAACUAAGCAAAAUACAGAGGGUAAAGAUGAUCUUGAUAGAUACACAAUAGUAAGACAUGGAAUGCUUUGUGACAGACGAAUAAAUUAACAUUUCUACAGCAAAACAAAACAAAAUCUAUUUCUUUGUACAGAUACUUAUCUACAUGGUGUCCAAUAUGCGCGAAGCAUUAGCUGCAACAUAAUGAUAAAACGUGUCAAAAAAAUGAGCAACUACAAGUAAAAAUUGUCCAAUGUAAGGAGGGCAUUAGCAUACACAAAAUGAAAUCGAUGAUCAUUAUACAAAAACAUGCAAAUUGUUCGAUCAAAUAAUAUAUAUAAUUCUCUUUCUUUGGUGAUACUAAGGGCAAAUGUCCAAUUUAAUACGCAAUGGUAUACUGUAUGUCUAAUAAAGCAGCUAAGCAUGUGCAAUGCUAUGUCCAAUUAAGCAUUUGGCUUCAUAAAUACUGAAUACUGCGAUCAUUUAAAAUUUAAAAUAAAAAAAUACUGAUUAAGAAUCUUUAGAUAGUGCAUUGGAAGAAUAGAUUGACAUAUUAUUGGUUGAAGCAACUCAUGAAAAUCAUAUGUAUAUCAUUUUUUUUAAUUUUUACACUUCAAGCCAGGAUUGGCUCCCAUAAUGCAUUAUUAUUUUUUUUUUACUUGACAAUAAGUCAUGUUUGUAAAAUAUAUAGUAAUCAUAGAGAAAAGUAUACUUUAUAAUUGAAUUAGAGUGAUCAAAUAUAAUUUCUAUUUUUUUAUGUGAUAAAUAUAAUCUAAAUUACAUUAUGCUGUCAUUCUUAGGGUGUUGCACAAAACUAAUAUGAAUUGCAAGUCAAUAUUAGGUCCCAAAGUCAACUGAAAUCAAGUCGAGUAAUUUAAUGCAAUCAGAAAUCUUGCCAACAAUCGCUUCUUGCUACAGAAAUCGACUUGCUAUUGUUUAAUCUCAACAAACCAUUGCAAAUUUUGUAGCUCCACAUUUGCGUUUGAAAGCAAGAAUGAUAAUUUCUCAAAACAUCACUGGAAGUUAAGUUGAUCUCCAUUAAAAGGAAAAUAGAUCAACUUUGGCACAUAGCAAAAUCAAUUGAGAACACAUUUUCAAAUGUUUGGGCUUAUCACCUUUGACAUGCCCAUACGACUCCUGAUAAAUGACAUAUGAAGAUUCCUAAUACUGGAAGUUCAGAAUUUGGUGCAAGCAAUCACUUUUUGUGGUAAUGAA
Molecule: messenger RNA, 5060 nt
Organism: Lytechinus variegatus (green sea urchin)
Lineage: Eukaryota; Metazoa; Echinodermata; Echinoidea; Temnopleuroida; Toxopneustidae
Product: spermatogenesis-associated protein 24-like
Exons: 5
Coding region: 89-670 (193 amino acids)
Cellular component (GO): nucleus; cytoplasm
Molecular function (GO): DNA binding
Source: RefSeq, a predicted model, not a curated record